Molecule: messenger RNA, 496 nt
Organism: Notodromas monacha
Lineage: Eukaryota; Metazoa; Arthropoda; Ostracoda; Podocopida; Cyprididae
Source: the annotation of a GenBank genome assembly
UUAUUCGUCUCUCCAGUUUUGUGGCCAUCAUCAAUCAGGUUUGCUGGGUCAGAGCGUGCGGAUGACUUUCGUGUUCGACGCCAGCGCGUCCACAAUCGACUUCGCACGCUUCGACGCCAACGCCAAGGACAACGAAGAUGCCUCGCAAACCAACCAGAACAACGUGCUUUCCAACUCAUGGGGACACCAGGACGACGGUCGGUGCUCACCAGAAGGCAUCAACCAAAGCGCAGUGUUCACUGCUGAAGGCAAUUCCUUAUUCAGUCGCCGACGAGGUGACAACAUUGCCCUGGCCCACUUCAACAAGAUUACAGUACAUAACAUUUUUCCGGGUGCAGGAGAAAAUCCCGUGGGAGAAAAAAUCCCGCGGCCCGAAAAUCCCGUGAGGCCGAAAAUCCCGUUGGCCCAAAAAUCUCGCGGGGUCCAAAAAUCCCGCAGUCGGUCUGAUAGAACUGCGUACUGUACCUUUUCCGCCGACGUCGACGACGAGCCCUGA